Drepanopeziza brunnea f. sp. 'multigermtubi' MB_m1 is the source of this 1494-nucleotide messenger RNA. RefSeq lists its product as uncharacterized. Lineage: Eukaryota; Fungi; Ascomycota; Leotiomycetes; Helotiales; Drepanopezizaceae. The record is from RefSeq and is a predicted model, not a curated record. Gene Ontology annotation, biological process: cellular response to nitrogen starvation; autophagosome assembly; autophagy. Gene Ontology annotation, cellular component: fungal-type vacuole membrane; phosphatidylinositol 3-kinase complex, class III, type II; phosphatidylinositol 3-kinase complex, class III, type I.
AUGUAUUGCCAAAAAUGCCGGACUCCUUUGAAGCUGGACAGCUCUUUAGAGGAUCUCAACCCAGCGGCGUUUGACUUGUUAGUUGGCGCCUCUUCACCACAGCAACUUAGAAACAUUCCCUCCUCCCGACCCGCAUAUCCUCAAGAGCGCAAACAGCUCUAUGACCGAGUAUCUCAGAAUGCCGGCUCCCCAGUCUUUAAACGAACUAUAGGCUCUCCGCGCAGAAGCGACCAUACCUCCUCCGAUAUCACACGGAGCGGACUCGGCAACCCAGCUAUGUCGUUCGUUAUGCUCACAGAGUCACAAGUGGUGCCUCCAGCUACAGUCAAACCGCCCGAAAACACGAAACCCAAAAGCCAACUAUACGAGAGCAAAACAGGUUUGGACGGGGCACAGGAUCGCGGGAAGGCCAUGUCCCAGGAUAUGGAGAGAGCCUCUAGACUCUUUGAGAUACUAUCUGCAAGAUCAGAUAUUGACCAUCCAGUAUGUACAGAGUGUACGGAUCUCUUAGUCUCAGGCCUGCAACAACGGCUGGAAGCUGCUACAAAAGAACGAGAUGCCUACGUAGGCUUCCUCAAACAAGUCAACGCAUCAGCACCAACAGAGGAAGAAAUAAAUGAAUCCCAGGUCGCCCUGGCCAAAGCUCGUAAGGAGGAGCAAGAAGCUAUCGCCGAGCUCAGAAAGCUUGAAGCCGAGAAGGCAGCCGUGGACGAAGAGAUCGCCGCUCUUGAAGAAGAAGCUCGAGCCCUGGACAUCGAAGAAGAGGAUUUCUGGCGUUCUCGGAACGAUUUCGCUAUGAAGCUGGCCGAGUUCCAAAACGUGCGAGAUAGCGUGAACCUCCAAUAUGACCACGACACCCAACUCCUUGAGAAACUGCAACGUACAAAUGUUUACAACGACACCUUCUGCAUAUCCCACGACGGGAAGUUCGGGACUAUUAACGGCCUACGCUUAGGCCGUCUCUCGAACGUACCUGUCGACUGGCCAGAGAUAAACGCCGCCUGGGGCCACACAGUGCUACUGCUACAAACAGUCGCCGACAGACUUGGCUUCAAAUUCCAAAACUACGAGCUCCAAGCCAUGGGAUCAACGUCUCGCAUAAUCAAGCACGAGAUCUUCGCCCCCAGCAGCUCGCGCACAUCGACCCGGCCACCCAAGCGGCACAUCCUCGAGCUAUAUUCCUCAGGUGACAUGCCCCUCGGUCUAACGUUCAUGCACCGCCGCUUCGACGUCGCCAUGGUUGCAUUCCUCGAAUGCCUGCGGCAGCUCGGCGCGUUUGUCGAGCAAGAGAGCGCAAGGGGUGGGGAAGCAGGAGGCAGGGGGCUGGCGCUGCCGUAUAGGAUCGAGGGAGAGAGGAUUGGGGACGUGAGCAUCAAGCUGGGGAUUGCGCAAGAUGACGCGUGGAGCCGGGCGUGCAAGUUCACGUUGACGUGCUGUAAGUUCUUGUUGGCGCAUGCCAGUAAUGUUAAUGCUGCUGGGGGGAGCAGGAGGUGA